CACACACACAUAUAUAUGUUACGUAAAGACGGAACUUCAAUUCUCCUCUCCUCCGCUUUGCCGACAGAUACAGAUAAACAUGAAGUUUUGGAAGAUUCUCAGGAAAUUGCUCGAUGAGAUGUUCCCCGAUUGGCAGGACAAGUUUAUUUCCUACAAGGAUUUGAAAAAGGAGCUCAAUUCCAUCUCUCCCAUGGAGGAUGAUGAAGGUGAGAGGCCGAGCAAACUGCGCAGGUUGGGAGACAAUCCAUCGGGCCAAGGGAAGGACGAGACGACACAUUUCGUCAAGCUCUUGGAAGCAGAGAUUAAGAAAUUUAAUGCCUUCUUCAUGGAUCAAGAGGAAGAAUAUAUCAUCAGAUUAAAGUUGCUGAAAGAUGAUGUUGCUGAGGCUGAGAAUUCGAAAGAAGAGCUUAUGAAAGCAGGAAGAAAGCUUGUAGAUUUUCACGGAGAGUUGAUCUUGUUGGAGAAUUAUAGUGCGCUUAACUAUACAGGGCUAUUGAAGAUUUUAAAGAAGUACGAUAAGAAAAGUGGCGACCUAAUUCGAUUGCCUUUCAUCCAGAAGGUUCUGCACGAGCCAUUCUUCAGGACGGAGGUUCUGAACAAACUAGUAAAGGAGUGCGAGAUGAUGAUCAACCGCAUCUUCUUGCAGCAUGAGCAGUUGGGCCCACAAGAAGACGCUUACAGUGAUCAGCUAGUGGAGAAGGAUUCUCAAAAACUCAGAGUUCCUGUAGAGCUUUCAGAUAUUGAAUGUAUGGAAAACAUGUAUUUAAGACUCACGGUAUCGGCCUUGAGGACCCUCAAGGAAAUCAGAAAGGAAAGCUCAACCGUUAAUAUAUUAUCUUUGCCGCCAGUGCAAGGCACUGAGUUUGAUGAUUUUGGGAAGUUCAGUCCAGUUGUAACGCAAGAAGCUAGGUGAAACGUGGAGUUGAAUCCAUCUACAUGUGAUCAGGUGUUUGUGAAAAGCAAGAAAAGUUUUGGACUUUGGUAUUAGAUUGUGUACUUUCAAUAAUGUAACUAAUUGUGGUGCGAGAAUAGAAGUGCAUAUGAUGAUAUUGCAGCAGCUUUCGUGUAUACAUAUUGUUAGAACUAUUUUGGACUUCGUUUCUCCUAACAUGGAACCAUUUCUGUUAUGAUUAUAUUUCGUGUAAUGUAGAAAAUCAAUGAUUCAUCCAUCAAA
Striga asiatica is the source of this 1174-nucleotide messenger RNA. The record is from the annotation of a GenBank genome assembly. Lineage: Eukaryota; Viridiplantae; Streptophyta; Magnoliopsida; Lamiales; Orobanchaceae.